This is a messenger RNA of Rotaria sp. Silwood2, 531 nucleotides long. The record is from the annotation of a GenBank genome assembly. Lineage: Eukaryota; Metazoa; Rotifera; Eurotatoria; Philodinida; Philodinidae.
AUGUAUGUUCUUGAUGCAGCUCAAGCAAUAUAUAGUCAAAUAGAUGGACUUUUCAACGUGAUGACAAGAACAAUAGAACGUCGGUUUAUUCAUUUUGAUAAAAAGAUUGAGCGACUGGCACAAAGUAACUUCGAUGAUCAUUCGCUCGACUUAUUUCGAGAAAAAGAUGAAAUAUUUGAAUCUACUGUAAUUUAUGGAAAUGAGGAUUUGCUUCGUAUUCGUGCAAAAGAUUACGGUGAUUAUGGUCGUCUGUUACUACGUAAAUUGUAUAGCAAAAAGGAGCUGGCCGAACGUAUUUUACCUCCUGGUCAUCAACGUUAUACAAGACCACCUCUUGACAACGAUAGAUUUGAAUAUCUUCAUAGAGCAAUGGCUACUAAAUUUCGAUUAUCUAGUCUACACUAUGGUCAAUUUUAUACAAAACUACUUCGUCCUAAAUUGGCUGAUUUUCUCAUUGACGAACGAAAACGACAAAAUAAAGAAGCUCAAAUGAUGAUGAUUACAGAUUCAAAUGACAAUAGCAUUUCAUAA